Messenger RNA from Octopus sinensis (East Asian common octopus), 5011 nucleotides. RefSeq names its product gametogenetin-binding protein 2-like. The transcript is spliced from 12 exons. The coding region runs from base 1294 to 3474 and encodes 726 amino acids. NCBI's taxonomy places the organism in Eukaryota, Metazoa, Mollusca, Cephalopoda, Octopoda, Octopodidae. Gene Ontology annotation, cellular component: cytoplasm; nucleus. The record is from RefSeq and is a predicted model, not a curated record.
ACUAUGCAAAUAUACAUAAAUGUGUGUAUGUUAUAUAAAAAGAAGCUAAAAAAAUACAGAAGGACAAAUACGAGAAAAGGGGGAAAAUAGGAGGCCGAUAUGAUAAGGCGAGAAGGAAGAGGAAAGACAGUAUUAGUUAUGGAGGGAAAGUGGAUAGAGAGAAGGUGUGAGAGAAAUAGAGAGAGAAGGUGUGAGGGUUAGAAAGAAAUAUAGAAAGGAAGAGAAAAUGAUAGAGAGGACCAAAUAUAGAAAGUUAGAACCGGGUUAGGAUGUUUGAGAGUGAUGAAGGGAGAGAAGAGAGAAAGAAAGAAAAUGAAAUAGAGAGAAAGUUUGAGAUAGAUGGACAGAAAUAUAUAUAUUUAGGUAGAUAUAGAGGGGAGAAUUAGAUAGAGAGGGAAAGACAAAGAGUAUAGGAUACAUAUAUAUAGAAAGAGAGAGCAUAUUAAUUGUAAAAUAGAGUUGAAUUGAAAGAGUAAUUGAGUGAUAGAAAGAGAGAGAGAGGUAGUGGUAGGUUGAAGAAGAAAGACUAAUGGGAAAAGUUGGGGUAAAAAAAAAGAGAAAGACGAACAAGAAAGUGUGAAAAACAAGAAAAAUAAUCUCAGUGAGUGUUGGUAGUGAUAUAUUAGCCAUUAGGGAAGUAUAUUAUAGAAGUACGAGUGUGUCAGUUUUGUCGUUUAACUGAGAUAUUAAACAUAGGCAAAAAACCUAACAGGGUGUUGUAUAUACACACAUAUAUAUAUAUAUGCAGUAUUAUAGGUGUGUAUAUAACUUAUACAAGCACACAUUAUAUAAUAACUAAUAUAAGAGAGAAUUAGAAGCGUAUCGGAUAAUAAAUCUGUGAUAUUUUUUGCUAAAUACUUUCCUCACCUCCUACGUGUGUCGUCUUUAUUUCAGGACGAAGACGACAUUAGGUGGAGGUGUUAGAAAAAAACUGUUAACGUUGUUAGUUUGUUAAUAUUUCCCCCUCGAAUACAAUCUUUACUGGUCGUCAUUGACAAGGAUUUUUACAAUACAACAAUCCCUCUGUAACUGGACUAUAACACAUAUAUUAUAGCACUAUAUAUAUAUAUUUUUAUAUAUAGUACCGUACUAUAUAUACAUAGUACUGUAGCUUCUACGUCUGAACGUAUAUAGAUAUAUAGAGAACUAAGGAGGAUACAAGAAAGGGAGAAAGUGGGACAGCAUAUAUAUAUAGAUAUAUAUCUGGUGAUAUCUCUCUGGUGAGUGUAUAUAUAUGUGGGAGUGUAUGCGGGCGUGUGUAUAUUAGUGUUCAGUGAUUCUUGUGGAGUGAACAUGGCCAAACUGGUUGCUGUUUGUCGUUCCGACGACUACCAGUUUGAAAGACGGCAACUUCCUCUGGUUAUGGACGAUACAUUAACUAUGGUGAUACAAUUCAGUGAUAAAUGUGCAGACUGUGAACAUGUCUGUGGUGUGAAGCAGCGUGAAUUGGAACCUUUUAUCCAAAAGUUCAACAUUUUGACUAAUGAAGAAAAGCGGGUUGCAAUGAUGGUAACGAGUAAAGGAAUACUCCAUCUAUUAUCACAAACAGUUCCUUGUGUCGGAUGUCGACGAAGUGUUGAACGGUUAUUUAAUCAGCUUGUCCAAUUCCAGCACCCAGCUCUAGAGCCACUUAUUAUCACAGACGAUGGUGUGUUGUCUGUUAAAUCUGAGUACCUCUGUGAUCCUAAAGCCUUGUAUAUUUUAUUUUACAUUCAUGGGGCAAAAUUGAAUUCUGUGAUGGAAUCUAUACCAAAAAGCAAGAAAAAUAAACGAUGUAAUCUUCACUCCUUAGAUACACACAAAACAAGGCCAUUUGCUAGCUGGAUUGAUAUAUGGGAUCUGUUAUCACAAGAGUGCAGAGAAGAAGUUGUGUUGGUUGAUGUUGACGGAUUGCAAGAUACUUUGGAAGCUUAUCUACGUAAACACCGGUUUUGUGCUGAAUGUAAAUCUAAAGUUUUGCGUGCAUUUGGUAUAUUAAUAUGUGAAGUAGACUACACGAAGGAAAAAGGCUAUUGUCCGUCAUUGUAUGACCAUUUGCGAUGUUGUCCUCAAGAGAGGCAUAUACAUAUUGAAUGUGAUACAGAAUUUCUCUCUCGGCUCAUUGGUAGAGCUGAACCAGAGCUAGCUGGCAGUAGCCGACGUGAUAGACAUGCAAAAACACUUGACAUUGCCCAGGAAGAGGUCCUUACUUGCCUUGGCAUCCAUCUACAUGAAAGAAUGUAUCGAAUAUGGCGGGAAUUAAAAGCUGAAGAGCAAACUUGGCAGAUAUUGUUUUAUUUAGGAAUUAAUGCCUUGAAGAAAGGCUUUGAGAUGGAAUUGGAACGAAAGCAGGGAGUGUCUAACUUGGAACUAAUGUGUGAAGAACUACUCGAAGAGGAACGACUACGUGAACAAAAACGAGAGCUAAAACGAGAAAAAAGGAAAAAGCGGCGAGCUAAAAUCCAGCUGUCCGAAGUGGAUUCCCCUCCCCUCACCAAACAAAUUUCCUCGGAGUGCAAAUGUGAUAAUAGUCCAAAGAAAAGUUCUAGAAUUUACAAUGGUCGUCACAAGGAAAUCUCCAGAAGCGAUCAUGACAUGAAACUGGUUUCCAUAGAGAACUGUCAGAAGGCAGCCAAUGAAAUUUAUCGAAAGGUGGCAGAUAUGAAGGCGCCCUGUUGUGGUAAGGCUGUGUCAAAAUCUAGGGUACUACAACGAGAGCAGUCUACAUCGCCACCAUCUCUGCUAACACACCGGUGCGGUCGCAGAUGUCGGCCAACAACAACUUCAAACAUCGCCACUAAAACCACUAGUAGUAGUAGUAGCAGUAGUAGCAGCAGUAGUAGUAGUAGUAAUAGCAGUAGCAAUAGCAAGCAUACAAUGACUACAGAGGCAGAUGAUGAUGAUGAUGAGGACGCUGAGUACUACAACAUGGGGCGGUGUUGCGACCUGGUUCAUAACGUAGAUAGGAUGGCCACCUCUUCGUCGUCAUCAUCUUCAUCGUCGUCCUCAUCAACUACUACAACUUUAAAUUCUGUUGGUUCCAACUAUACGACAAGUAACGGAAGUGAUUGUGGGUAUUCAUCAGGAGCAGAAGGCUGUGAAAAUUGUGGACUACAAGGUUCCAAUGAGAAUGCAGAUGUGAUGUGUUUAGAAGACUUUCUUCAUCAAAAAGGUGACUGUGAUGGUUUAGAAAAUUCAGUGUCUCUAGGUCUUAGCCCUUGGAAUAAUUGUCGGGUAAAUCGAAAUUCUACUCUAAAGGAUCAGUCCCCUGAUCAGAAGCGGCCUGAGAGAAGACUCCAGAAAGAGACUUUAUCGUUACAAGAUAUGUUAGAUUCUUCUCAUUUAUCAGAGGACGAUGUGAUUUCAGAAGAAGAGAUUAAGCGAUUCCGAGAGAAUGAAACAGUCAACCUUCGCUUGCGACAGGAACUUCGAGAGAAACUACGCCAGCGUUUCAACCAGAUGCAGUUACAGUGCAGCAUUCAGACUGUGAAGUAGUUUGUAUGAGGAGGCUACGACAUUUGUCUGCACUUUGUUACCUUUUUUUUUUUUUUUUUUUUGUUGUUGCCAACAGGCCUAUGUAACUAACUUUUCAGCAGCUACAACAACAACAACAACAACAGCCAUGACACUGCUAGGCUUCUUGUUCAUUGUAAUAUUCACUGGUUGCUGCUCUGCUUUCAGUUGCAACCCUCCCUGAGCUUCCUCACUGGAUAAAAACCAACCCUCUUCAAAUACCGUUUUCUUUGUUUUUGUUGUUGUUUCAAUUCCUAAGUUCACAGUAAGACAAACCUCUAUCAGGGUUGGAUUUAUAUAUAUCGGUCCUUCGUGCACAUGCAAUUUGCACCACCAGAAAACCCUUUUCUAUCUGGUUUUCUUGUCUUUCUCUAGCUGUCUUUUAUUAUUAUUUUUUUUAUUGUUACUUUCUUUCUGUUUUAACCCGAGCUGUCAGCCCUCACUUCCUCUCACUUCUGUCUCAUUCUGUGUCUCUGACCAUCUUUCCUACUUAGUUUCUCUCAGUCCCCCUGCAUCUCAGCCCCGUCUCUCUCUCCUGUAUAUUAGCUUUUCUGACUCUCCCUUACCUGUCAUCCUUUUUUCUUCCCUCUUAUUUUUUAACUCCCUUAUUCCUGCUUGUCUCACUUACGAAACAUGCAGACAAGGUGGUGCCACAGCAUGGCCGCAGCCCAAUAACUGAAGUUAGUAAAAUAAAGAAAGUGUGUGUGUGUGUGUGUGUGUGUGUGUAUAUAUGUCUAUAUAACUUUUUUAAGCUCAAAAGAAUAAAAUUUAUAUUCCCUUUUUUUUUUUAAUUUAUUUUAUGCUAGUUCAGUGUUUGUUUGGUUCACUUUCCAGCCCCACCUUGUUCUCAUCCCCACCCAUCCAGAGAUAUGGUUAUGGAAUUAGUUAUUUUAAUGUUAGUACCUUCAGCCAGUGCCAGGUCGACAUUGAUAAUAAAAUCCCAGCAUCAGUUAAUCUGUUGGGUGGGAGUGAACUGUGGUUGACAAGUCAGCUAGUAGGGGGCAGUGUUCUGUGGAUGGUGGAUGCCAUCUGCCUCCGUGUAACACAGUCAAACCAUGGAUUAAUUCACAACAAUAUAUUUUGAUGAUAAAAUGCACAUUCCUAAAAUUUGCUUCUGCUUAAAGAUACGUCAGUACAUGUGUAUCUAUAGGCCUAGCCAUGUGGUUGAGAGAUUUACUUUGCAAACCAUGUUUUGAGUUUUGAUUGUGCUGGGCAGUAUGCUGACCAAGGGUCUUCUAAUGUAGCCUUGUACUGAUCAAUACUUUGUGAUUGAUUUGCGGAAGAUGUAAACUGUGUCUGUCCGUGUGUCUGUUCGUUGACCUGUCCAAGUCACGCCAGCCUGGAAAAGCAGACAUAAAAAUGGUGAUUUAAAUAGGUAUGCUAUGUAUUGGCAGUGCAGUGACAACAGAAUGGUGAAACUUCACCAUUUUAUAAGUUACAGACGAAGAUUGCCUAAACUCUUGCAACUGAUACUAAGAAUAGGGUUGCUGGCUAGUUAUUGAAACCAGUGAAAGAAAAA